Gongylonema pulchrum is the source of this 459-nucleotide messenger RNA. NCBI's taxonomy places the organism in Eukaryota, Metazoa, Nematoda, Chromadorea, Rhabditida, Gongylonematidae. The record is from the annotation of a GenBank genome assembly.
AUGAAGCAGAUUUCGAAGACCCACCAGCAGGAGGACGCGACGAAGUUGUUCCGAGAAGUGGCCGAGCGUUAUCCAUCGUACAAUAUCACGACAUUCUCGCCAUUAUGGCUUUUCACUGAUCAGUAUGCCAUCGUUGUACCUAACACCAUGCAGAAUAUCCUGAUAGCUCUGCUAGUAAUGAUUGUGAUCGCGAUGCUUUUGAUCCCACAACCAAUGUGCUCAAUUUGGGUUGCAUUCGCUAUCGCGUCCAUCGAUCUUGGUGUCAUCGGUUUCAUGACUCUCUGGGAUGUCAACCUGGUAAAAAACUGUUUUACACCCAAAAAAAUUUUGGCAAGAUUUUUUAAAAUAAAUCUUGCUUGUCGUAUAAAGCAUUUGCAGCUUAUCCGGAUUUUGGGACAAACAUCCUUUGCUCCAUCGCUCUCUUCGUCACAGCUAGCGCUCGCUCUUCGACUUGAAUGA